AUGAUUAGCCUGUUCAUCCUACUAGCGGUGGUAAAAAGUCAAGAAAUACCAAACCGAUCCCAUCAGCUAGCUCCGACUCAUUUUAAUUACCAUUCAAACCCAGUAAGACAGUACCUUGAAGAAAUCAGCCCGAAGCCUACCAAGAAAGGGCCAGUCUUAUUCCCCAACGAUGCCCCACCACCCCCUAAGCCUCCGUUAGUGGUAACUUCUCGUCCCCUGGCAGAGUCCAUUGCAAGGAGUGAACUGAACAAUUCAAUAGCCGAUUCCUCUUACAUAAGCCCCGUGACCUAUCGACCAAGUUUUGGAAGUUACAACAGCUUAGGAUAUACGAAUCAACAACCAGCGGAACAAUAUAACCCAGGUGUAUCGUCAGAGCAAGAUUAUAGUGAGGGUCAAAACUAUGCCUUUUCGUACAUAGUUAAGGACCAAAAAAACGGUGAUGAUUUCUCACACAAACAACAAAGCGUCGGAUCCGCUACGAACGGCGAAUACAGGGUUCGACUGCCCGAUGGAAGAUUGCAAAUCGUCUCUUAUACGGCCGAUGACAACGGCUAUAAAGCUAAUGUCAGAUAUGACGAACAGCCUGUUGAUAACCCUAUAUACCAAAGCAAUGUCAACUAUGUUGACAACGUACAUAAUGAAUUCCAAAAACCUACGUAUAGCGUAAACAAUUUAGACAACUCCAAUUACGAUUUCAGUAAAGUCAAUUAUAGAGAUGAGAUACCCGUUAAAGAAAAUCAGUAUGAUUCCAAGGAAUAUUACGAUUAUUCCGCUGAGAAUUAUAAAAAUGCUGAAUUGUAUAACCCUGUAUCAACUGUGAGUCCAUAUGUUCAAGAGAAUUAUCAAAGUACUGUGGCUCCAUAUCAACAAAUCUCUCACACGACAGCAGCCCCAUACUAUCAACAGAACUUGUACACUUCAACUGCCCCGUUUCAAUAUAAUUCACAGCUAUUCCAAGUGAAUCCUGAUCCCUCCUCGUCGACAACAGUUAGGCCAGCGUAUGAGGAAAUAAAACACUUAUUUACAACCCCAAAUUACAAAAAUAUAGAAAUAAACAGCCCAUCAUCAUAUUCUGCAGACGAUUUUGUUUUGAUUGGUAACAAAAACUCUUAUAACUAUGAUUUGGGACUGAAUCAAGGUUUGGUGUCUUCUACUCCAGCAUCAUAUGUUGCAUCGUCCUUGAGUAAUUUAAAUGACAGGAUCAAUUCAAAACCUGUAUUAUCUAACAGUUAUAUUGAUAGAAUAAAUAAAUAUUUAAGCUUCAAAUAG
Pieris macdunnoughi is the source of this 1269-nucleotide messenger RNA. NCBI's taxonomy places the organism in Eukaryota, Metazoa, Arthropoda, Insecta, Lepidoptera, Pieridae. The record is from the annotation of a GenBank genome assembly.